This is a messenger RNA of Cheilinus undulatus (humphead wrasse), 2081 nucleotides long. Its product is annotated as aquaporin-4-like. NCBI's taxonomy places the organism in Eukaryota, Metazoa, Chordata, Actinopteri, Labriformes, Labridae. Gene Ontology annotation, molecular function: water channel activity. Gene Ontology annotation, biological process: transmembrane transport. The transcript has 5 exons. The record is from RefSeq and is a predicted model, not a curated record. Gene Ontology annotation, cellular component: basolateral plasma membrane; plasma membrane. Bases 167 to 1138 code for a protein of 323 amino acids.
GGCACAAUGUGUGGAUCAUGUUCGUCUGACAGACCUGCUCUCUGCUCUACGUUCACACUGCCUGCUGCUUUGCUGUAAGUACUGCAGGUCACAGACUUUUUCACCUUUAACUUGUGAUGAGGAGGGAAGAUAUCUCUGCUGGGUGAAAAACUCAUCAUCAGGACUUAUGAAUAAAAACACUUCAGACACUACAGAGACAGAGACAGGGAGAACGUGCAAUUGCUUUUGGAGGUUCCUGUCCUGGUGUAACUGUCACAGCAUAAUGGUCGCUUUCAAAGGGAUCUGGACCAAGGACUUCUGGAGGGCUGUGUCUGGAGAAUACCUGGCCACUCUUAUUUUUGUACUCCUCGGUCUGGGCUCUACCAUCAACUGGCAUGCGGGGGAGGAGAAUCCUCCACCGGCCGAUUUAGUCCUCAUCUCCCUCUGCUUCGGCCUGAGCAUCGCCACCAUGGUGCAGUGUUUUGGACACAUCAGCGGUGGACACAUUAACCCCGCGGUGACUGCAGCCAUGGUGGUAACAAGGAAGCUGAGCCUGGCUAAGGGGCUGUUCUAUGUGGUUGCUCAGUGCCUGGGAGCUAUCACAGGAGCUGGGAUCCUCUAUUUGGUCACUCCUGCUGCUUUUAGAGGCUCCUUUGGUGUAACCAAGGUGAACUCAGGACUUUCAUUGGGUCACGGCCUUCUUGUGGAGCUCCUGAUCACAUUCGAGCUCGUCUUCACCAUCUUUGCCACAUGUGAUCCUAAACGCAACGACCUGGGUGGCUCUGCCAGCCUCUCUAUUGGCUUAGCUGUCGCUAUUGGCCACUUGUUUGCAAUUCCUUACACAGGGGCCAGCAUGAACCCAGCUCGAUCCUUCGGGCCUGCCCUCGUCACUCUUAACUUUGAGAGCCACUGGGUGUACUGGCUGGGACCCAUUUUGGGGGGCAUCUUGGCUGCAGGUCUAUACGAAUACCUCUACUGUCCUGACCCUGAGGUGAAGGAGAGGCUGAAGAAGGUCUUCCAGAAGGACCCGUCAGGGAAAUACAGAGAGGUGGAAACGGAUGACCUCAACAUCAAGCCUGGCUCCAUCUCUGACAUGGAGAAAGGCGAGAAAAAAGAUCCUUUCCAGGACUCGACGGGAGAAGUGCUUUCUUCAGUAUGACUAUCACGUGCACUGGAAAUGGAGACCAAUCUGUAGAGCAGAGUGGCAAUCAAACUUUGGAGUAUCCAUCUCAAAGCUUGUCCCUUAACUCCAAAGACUUAAAAUCCUCACAGCAGAAUAUGAUUUCUGUCCAUGAGGCUCCACAGUAAAAAGGCUGAAUUACUCUCAUUGUCAUAAAGGUAAUACACUGUUAUGGCUCAGUCCCACAACCUGUUCAAUACUCCUCCUAAGGCCCCUCUCUGAAUGAUUUUGUAGCAGUGUUGGCAUGCAGCGCACACUGCACCCUGCAGAAUGACGACCCCUGCGAUACAUACUGUCGAGGAAGUAUGUGAAGGGGGUCGAGCAAUUAUGUGGGGUCAUCACGCUGAAUUGGAGAAGUGAAGAAGAAAAUGCAGCCUUGUUAUUUUUGGAUUAGUGUCACUUUUGGUCUGUGUAUUGUAUAUGUAAUAACAGAAGAGGUUUUUUUCCUUGCGAUCAUUAAGCACAUUACAUGUCCCGAACAAUGUAAGACAGACCUGACAAGCUUUAUUACCAGAGCUGUGGUACAGCGUUCUCUAUUUUCAGUGCAGGGAAACACUUUUGCAGGUUUCUUUAUUACAACAUGCUGGUUUUAUUUAUCCAUUUUAUACAACUGUGAUUAUUAGCUUAUUUUAAUUUCUAGAGCUAGAUGUAGUGAAUUUCUCAUUCUUAUGUGAGUUUUUAUAAGAUAAUGGGCCAAUCUGCCUUUGUGAGUUUGUGUUUGUAUAUUUUUUAGCUUGUUGAAUCAACAAUCUGGAAAUGCUGCCAGAGGUUAAGGUGUAAUAAUAAAGUUUUUUAAUUUCUCUUUAGAAAUGUUAUCAUUUUGUCUUAUUUAUUAGCAAAAAUGUUGCAGAAUUCUACUGGCCUCACAAAGAGAAACCAGACAAUUGCACCUAUGAGGCUUUCUCCUGAGGUCUGUUGUUCC